Messenger RNA from Exophiala bonariae, 2304 nucleotides. RefSeq lists its product as uncharacterized. The coding region runs from base 1 to 2304 and encodes 767 amino acids. The record is from RefSeq and is a predicted model, not a curated record. Gene Ontology annotation, biological process: regulation of DNA-templated transcription; DNA-templated transcription. NCBI's taxonomy places the organism in Eukaryota, Fungi, Ascomycota, Eurotiomycetes, Chaetothyriales, Herpotrichiellaceae. The transcript has 2 exons. Gene Ontology annotation, molecular function: DNA-binding transcription factor activity, RNA polymerase II-specific; DNA binding; zinc ion binding.
AUGUCGGCAACUCCACCAGAAGGCUCACUCAACGGCGAUGUGCAGACCGCUCCACAAGCUAAGAAACGAGCUUCUCAAGCCUGUCAUCAAUGUCGGUCUCGGAAGAUAAAAUGUGAUUUGGUCGAUACUGGUGCACCUUGUCACAAUUGUCAACUCGAUCAUAUCGAAUGCACAACAUCCUUAUCCAGGAGAACUAGAAAAUAUCGCCUUCAGAAAGCCCAGCUUCUCCGGAAUUCGGUCUCCAGCGCAAUCCUUCUUCCGAAGAAACAGGAACAAGGAGACGAGCCGUUGAUAUCUCCAUCAGCCGAACCCAAAACUUCGCCAGUUCAAUUUAGUCUACAUCCGUCAAAGAGUGUGCAAGUGGCAACACCUCCUCACCAACUGAUGGUUGGCAAGUCAUUCUGCCUUGAGAACCUUCCAGACUACAUUGGACGCCCUCUGCAUGAAAUCAAAUCAGCUGACCUUGAAUAUCUCAGUCAGUGUGGUGCACUAUCAGUCCCAUAUGACGAGCUGCGUGAUCAGCUGCUUCGUUCCGUCGCACUCUACGUCUGUCCAUUUCUUCCAGUGCUAGAUCUCCAAGAGCUUCUGGAUGGAGUUGACGGCAAGCAUGGCUGUAAGAUCAGCCUGAUUCUUUUUCAAGCCGUCAUGUUUGCAGGAACUGCAUUUGUCGACCUCCAGUAUUUGCUGGAUGCAGGCUUUGAGAACAGAAUUUCCGCCAGAGCUCAUUUUGCGCAAAAGAUCAAGUUGCUUUAUGAUGUUGGUUGGGAGACAGAUCGCGUUAUACUGAUCCAAUCGUUACUACAUUACGUGUACUGGUAUGUUUCCAGUAAUGAUCAGAAAGACCCUCCUUACUGGUUGGGCAUCUGUUUAAGCCUGGCAGCCGGUAUCGGGCUCAAUGUGGAGAGUACGUAUGAUAAUUUAGAUGUCAAAACUAGCCGACUCUGGAGAAGGAUAUGGUGGUCAUGCGUCUCGAGAGACCGAAUUUCUUGCAUCGCAACAAGGAAGCCGAUGCGGAUCAAAUGUGAAGAAACCAACCUACCAGUGUUAAAAUUUAAGGACUUCGAUACUCAACCAUUAACCACCACCAUUGCCUUGCUCGAAGAUUCCCCUAUUCUAAGUGGCUGCGUCAAUAAAGUCAUGCUGGCAGAUAUGUUCAUGUCCAAGCUGAGUCUUCUGAUGAUCGCCGGUGAGAUCAUUACCUAUACACAUCAGAUCCAGAGAUUCGACAGUUCGACAACAGAAUGGGCAAUGUUUUAUGUUCCAAAGCCCAAGCAUGACUUGGACCCAACCCGCCUCGAUGAACUUCAAAACAAGCUUGAACGUUGGUCUCAUAAUUUGAACAACUACUGCCAGUUGAACUACCAAGAUGACGACGACGAAGGUGAAAGCUCAUGGCAGGCUUCCGACAGCUCAAGCGCCGUCUUACUUGUGCAUCGUGCAGCACUCAAACUACUGUACCUGAUGGCACAGGAGGCUUUGCUCCGUCCUUUAACAUUCCCACAAGGGCUGGAACAACGCUUCACUUCGGUAUGCACAAAAUCCGAAGACAAUUCUACUAUUAGGGCAAGAACCCGUGUUAGCCGAGUUGCUACAGAGAUGGGGGGAAUUUUCCGCGAAUUUCGACAGAAGAAUUUGCUCGGGUAUCUCCCUCCGCUAUCUGUGGGCUGCGUUCUAACCGCCGUGGCAUCUUUCCUGGUCGAUAUCAGAAUGGAACUGAAGUCGCCUGUAGAUGUUCCAGGCCAUCAAUAUCAUGACUGCGUUCAGUCUCUUAUGAAACUUCGUGAUGUGUGGCCUAUCGCGGAAGGAACAUGGGCCAUGGUGAACCAGAUGACGACAAACAAUCAGAUAUGGUACGCUAGGUGCCUCAAGAUGCUCUGCAAGCCAUUAUCCACAGUAUCAAAACAGACCCCAGUGUCGGAAAAGUCGACGGUUCGCAGCCCUGACUCGACGAACCAAGAGAGUCAGAAGGGGAAUCAACUCCAGCACACAGGCGAUGUCGACAGACAGGGUAGCUCACAGUUACAAUCAACACUUGAGCAUAGGACUACAAGCAUCAACAGUUAUAAUCCGCAUAUGUCCAAUUACCUGGCAUCCAUGUAUCCAUUCCCAUGGAGUGCGGCUGACUUUGAUGUUUUCGACCCCAGCACAUAUCAAGAGCUAUUCACAGAUCAUGCCUUGGACAACUUUGAACUUAGUGGGACGUUUGAGACACCCAUGCAAGAGUACCCCGUGCCUGUAGGGCAGCAAGUCGAAGAGCAAACACAGGGACAGCCAACAACAACACCGCCGCAUCUUUGGAGGUAA